Molecule: messenger RNA, 3281 nt
Organism: Tarenaya hassleriana
Lineage: Eukaryota; Viridiplantae; Streptophyta; Magnoliopsida; Brassicales; Cleomaceae
Product: WD repeat-containing protein 3
Exons: 12
Coding region: 295-3159 (954 amino acids)
Biological process (GO): maturation of SSU-rRNA
Cellular component (GO): Pwp2p-containing subcomplex of 90S preribosome; small-subunit processome
Molecular function (GO): protein binding; snoRNA binding
Source: RefSeq, a predicted model, not a curated record
AGUUUAAACUUGCAAAAGUUUAAGGAUAUAUUUUGUAAUAUUUAAACAGUGAGAGUAGAACCCUUCCUAAACCCUAAAACUCCCAAUCAGCUUCUCUGUCUUCCUUUUUCCAGAGAGAGGAGGAUUUUUUCUUCUUCUGGGAUUUCUUCGGUCUUCUCUUCCACAGCCAGAAUUCUUGUCAAUGGGAGCUCUAUUCCAUCGAGUUUGAUUCCUUUCAGUUUCAGGGAGAGUCCUCCCUUUCUAAAUUCCUCGGGGGUUUGAUUACAAGAACAGAAAAACCGAAGCUUUUUGGCAAUGGUGAAGGCCUACCUAAGGUACGAGCCCGCGUCUUCGUUCGGCGUGAUCGCGUCUUUGGAUUCGAACAUCACGUACGAUUCUACGGGGAAACAUGUUCUGUCUCCGGCGCUGGAGAAGGUCGGAAUCUGGCAUGUCCGACAAGGUGUCUGCACCAAAACCCUAGCUCCGACCUCCUCACGCGGCGGACCCUCUCUCUCCGUCACCUCAAUCGCCUCCUCUGCGUCUAAUCUGGUGGCAGUUGGGUAUGCAGACGGAAGUAUAAGAAUAUGGGAUUGCGAGAAAGGAACCUGUGAGACUACCCUGAAUGGGCAUAAGGGAGCAGUGACUGCCCUCCGGUUCAACAACCUCGGGUCUAUGCUCGCAUCUGGAAGUAAAGACAAUGAUGUCAUCUUGUGGGAUGUUGUUGGAGAAACAGGCCUUUUUCGUCUCCGUGGCCACCGUGACCAGGUUACAGAUCUUGUUUUCUUGGAUUCUGAUACGAAACUUGUUAGUGCUUCCAAGGACAAGUUCUUGAGAGUCUGGGAUCUUGAGACACAGCACUGUAUGCAAAUAGUUAGUGGUCAUCAUAGCGAAAUCUGGUCCGUUGAUGUUGAUCCUGAGGAAAGAUACGUAGUUACUGGAUCUGCCGACCCAGAACUUAGGUUUUUUGCUGUUAAAAAAGACUCACCCCAUGGAUCAUUGGUGUCUCAUACAAGCGAAAAAGGAGUUGAGGCUGAUGGAGAUCGCUCUAUUGGGAAUAAAUGGGAAAUGUUGAAGUCAUUCGGGGAAAUUCAGAGACAGACAAAGGAUAGAGUUGCAACUGUAAGAUACAAUAAGUCGGGAAAUCUGUUGGCUUGUCAAAUGGCUGGAAAAACCAUUGAAAUAUUCCGAGUUUUGGAUGAAGCCGAGGCAAACAGGAAAGCAAAGCGCAGGCUUCGCAGGAAGGAGAAGAAAUCUUCCAAAAACGAGGAUGAAAAUUUGACCGAAAAUGAAGAAGCAAAUAAUGAAAUCGAAGAAGCUGGUUGCGCUCCCACUGCUACAGUCCCUGAUGUUUUUAAGCUUUUACAAGUCAUCAGGGCUAGUAGAAAAAUAUGUUCUUUUUCUUUUUGUCCAAUUAUUCCUAAAGAUUUCUUGGCGACAUUAGUGCUAUCUCUGAACAAUAACUCUCUGGAAUUCUACUCUCUUAAGGGUAGUGAGAAUGAGAAAACUGUCACUAUUGAACACCAAGGACAUCGUUCUGAUGUCAGGAGUGUUACUCUUAGUGAAGACAACACCCUUUUGAUGUCAACCAGUCACAGUGAAGUGAAGAUUUGGAAUCCAACAACAGGUUCUUGUCUUCGGACUAUUGAUUCAGGAUAUGGACUGUGCAGUUUGAUCGUUCCUAAUAAUAAGUAUGGUAUUGUUGGAACAAAGAAUGGGGUACUGGAAAUCAUUGAUAUUGGGAGUUCCACCAAAGUAGAGGAAGUGGAGGCUCAUGGUGGAACCAUUUGGUCAAUUGCCCCCAUUCCGAAUGAUAAUGGGUUUGUCACCGUCAGUGCAGAUCAUGAAGUAAAGUUUUGGGAAUACCUAGUCAAGAAGAAGCCCGACCAAAAAACCAAGAAACUUACUGUGUCGAAUGUAAGGUCAAUGAAGAUGAAUGAUGAUGUACUUGCUGUUGCCAUUAGUCCUGAUGCUAAAUAUAUUGCAGUGUCCCUGCUCGAUUCCACAGUAAAGGUUUUCUACAUGGAUUCUCUAAAAUUCUACCUUUCGUUAUAUGGUCACAAGCUGCCGGUGAUGUGCAUUGAUAUUUCAUUGGAUGGAGACUUGAUUGUAACCGGCUCGCAGGACAAAAAUUUGAAAAUUUGGGGUUUGGACUUUGGUGAUUGUCAUAAGUCCAUCUUUGCUCAUGGUGACAGUGUUAUGGGUGUGAAGUUUGUUAGAAAUACUCAUUACAUGCUCAGCAUCGGGAAAGAUCGAGUUCUGAAGUACUGGGAUGCCGAUAAGUUUGAGCUGUUAUUAACUCUUGAGGGUCAUCAUUCAGAGAUAUGGUGCCUUGCUGUCAGCAAUCGUGGUGAUUUUAUCGUGACAGGGUCUCAUGAUCGGUCCAUGCGUCGUUGGGAUCGCACUGAAGAACCUUUCUUCCUCGAGGAGGAAAAAGAAAAGAGGUUGGAAGAGAUGUUUGAGUCUGAGAUUGAGGAGAAGCAUGCACCCAAGGAGGAAGUCCCUGAGGAAGGUGUUGCAGCUUUAGCUGGGAAGAAGACAAUAGAGACAUUAACAGCUACUGAUUCGAUUAUAGAAGCCAUUGAUGUAGCAGAAGAAGAAAAGAAGAGCCUUUCUGCAUAUGAGGAGGAGAAAGCAAUGGCAAAGGUGGUUGAUUACCAACCAAAUAUUGUGAUGCUUGGACUUUCUCCAUCGGAAUAUGUUCUACGAGCCACUUCAAAUGUGAAAACAAAUGAUCUUGAGCAGACCUUAUUGGCUGUACCUUUCUCGGAUGCUACGAAGCUUCUUUCUUACUUGAAAGACUGGAGUUCAAGUCCCGACAAGGUCGAGCUGGUUUGCAGGGUUGCAACCAUUCUAUUACAGGCGCAUCAUAACCAGUUGGUUACUACUCCUGCUGCCAGACCUGUCUUAACAAUUCUCAGAGACAUUCUUCAUGCAAGAGUCAAGGAAUCCAAAGAUACAAUCGGUUUCAAUUUGGCUGCCAUGGAUCACCUGAAGCAAAUGAUGGCGUCGAGAUCUGAUGCUCCCUUCAGAGAUGCCAAGGCCAAGCUAAUGGAGAUUCGAGGGCAGCAAUCCAAACGCUUGGAAGCAAGGACAGAGACUAAGACAGAGAGACGGAGAAAGAAGAAGCAGAAGAAACUAGAAGACGGUCAUGGGCACGGGCAUGGCCAUGCAUGGGUUUGAAUUUGAUCUCCAAGGGACAAACCAAAACCCAUACAGUUUUGUCCCCUUAUGGUGAAGACAGAGGAUCAUCGACGAAAAGGAGAGGACUUUGGGGUUUUGUGGUGAAGACACAGCAGGAAUGC